AUGGCUUCUUCAAACGAGAAACCGGAAACAAUCACAGGCGGCUGCCUCUGCGGAUCGGUUCGCUACACUGCGACUUUCCCACCAAACCACGACUUUGCCGACAGCUCAACCACAUGCCAAUGCGAGCAAUGCCGCAAAAACACCGGCGCCCUCAUCUUCUACUCCCACCGGCUCCCCAAAUCCGCCGUCCAGUUCACGUCCAAGGAGACGCUCAAGCUCUACUCGGCCACGCCGCACUUUGAGCGCGGCUUCUGCAGCAACUGCGGGGGACUGCUCUUCUGGCAAAGGGAAAACCACGAGAACAUCUGCCUCACGGUGGGUUGCUUCGACAGGCCCGUUUUGGAAAAGUACGGGCCGCUGUUGACGUCGGCCAAGAGGCAUCUGUUUUGUGAAAGGGAGAUUCCUGGUGUUACGGAUCAUUUACGUGGGAGCAGAUAUCCAGGGGAUGAUGAAUGA
This is a messenger RNA of Trichoderma gamsii, 456 nucleotides long. RefSeq lists its product as hypothetical. NCBI's taxonomy places the organism in Eukaryota, Fungi, Ascomycota, Sordariomycetes, Hypocreales, Hypocreaceae. Gene Ontology annotation, molecular function: carbon-sulfur lyase activity. The record is from RefSeq and is a predicted model, not a curated record. The transcript has 2 exons. The coding region runs from base 1 to 456 and encodes 151 amino acids.